AUGAAAGCAAAUAAUUACCAAGCUUAUCCAAUGGAGCAAGCGCGAUACAUAGCUUACCAGUUAUGUUAUGCGGUAAAAUUCAUGCACGAUAAUCGUUUAACGCACACGGAUCUCAAGCCCGAAAAUAUUUUGUUCCUGAAUAGUAGCUACAGAGUGGUCGAAGAUGGGAAAAAAAAGAGGCCUUUACGAAUAAUCGAUGAUGCAAGCGUGCGAUUAAUUGAUCUCGGCUCAGCAACAUUUGAUCAUGAACAUCAUUCUACAAUUGUUUCAACAAGGCAUUAUCGAGCACCUGAAGUUAUUCUAGAAUUAGGAUGGUCCCAACCAUGUGAUGUUUGGUCGAUUGGUUGCAUUUUGUUCGAGCUCUACCUCGGUAUCACAUUGUUUCAGACGCACGAUAAUAGGGAGCAUCUUGCAAUGAUGGAGAGAAUCUUGGGUACUUUACCUUAUCGAAUGUGCAGGAAGUCUAAAACAAAAUACUUUUAUCAUGGACGGUUAGAUUGGAAUGAAAAAACUCAAGCAGGGCAGUAUGUCAGAGAUAACUGUAAACCGUUGUCGCGUUAUAUGAAAUCAAACGAUCCAGAGGACGUUGAAUUGUUUGAUAUAAUCUCAGAAAUGCUUACAUACGAACCAUCGCAACGAAUUACGCUGGGCUCUGCAUUGGACCAUCGAUAUUUCAAACGUUUAGCGCCACACCUCAGGCUACACGAAGGUGGUGCGUCAUCGAACGGAUCAUCAUCAUCAACGGUGGCAACGGCGGCAACGACAGUAGUAGCAGCCGAAGCUAUAGUAAUAUCAGAUGCAGGUGAUGGAGAUGGCGAAGAACGAUAG
Messenger RNA from Acanthocheilonema viteae, 828 nucleotides. The record is from the annotation of a GenBank genome assembly. NCBI's taxonomy places the organism in Eukaryota, Metazoa, Nematoda, Chromadorea, Rhabditida, Onchocercidae.